AUGGAAGAUUACUUAGAAAGAAUUCAACGCAGCUUUCCUUGGCAUUACGACACUGGAGUUAUUUCUUCAUCAGAAGAGAGUCCCUUAAUUGCAAACAAAAAAAAUAUUCUGAACGAAAAAAUUAACCUUUUACUUGAUGAAUAUAAAUCUUACAUUACUCAAGAAAUAGCGGAAAAUGCUGGAGACUUGCGAGAGUUGAGCCAGUUAAAUGAGCAAAUUUUUGAAAUUCAAACUAGGGCAAAGAUACAUUGAGAUGAUUGCGGCGGCAGUCUUACUUGUAAAUGACUGGUUGAUCUACUUGCUUCAAAAAUCCUGUACGUAAAAGAUAAGGAAGACAUUGACAAAUUUGAGCGAAAAAUUAUUUUACAAAGUAUUGAAGACAUUUCUGAAUGAAUCAAAACUUCAAGCCGCCCUGAGGUUUUCAUAAGAAUCAUAGCUCGUUUGCCUAUAUUCAAGCAGAAAUGCUUGGAAAGCUUAUACAAAUAUCUCAUUGAUAGGGAAAUUUUAAACCAUUUAGUUCAAAUAAAUUGCAAGGUACCGACACUUCAUACUACUGAACGCAGCUUAAACUUUCUCAGUUUUUUGAUAACAAUUUUCAGUUUCGUGAACCUAUUAAUAUCUAUUAUAAACUCCAAAGAGGGAGAGAGUAUUGGAAUCAUCAUUUCUUCAGUUUUAUUGAUUAUCUGGAUAAUUUUUAGUAUUUCCCUAUUAUAUGAUAUAAAAAGCAUCAGAUCUUUCACAGUUAUUUCUUUAAAGAAUCCUUUUUCAAAAUUGAGCAAAGAAGAAGUACAAAAAGAAGAAAACGGUUUUUUAGGACAAAUUAAUUAA
Blepharisma stoltei is the source of this 828-nucleotide messenger RNA. Lineage: Eukaryota; Ciliophora; Heterotrichea; Heterotrichida; Blepharismidae. The record is from the annotation of a GenBank genome assembly.